CCGUGAACGCCAACGGAAUGCGACGCUUAUCAUGGACAUGAACGGGUCUAAUACCACAAUCAAAGAUCCAGAGAAUAUGAAGGAAGAUGGGAGGAAGUUCACUUUUGAUUACAGUUACUGGUCACAUGAUGGGUGUAAGGAGCGGUCUGAUGGAUACUGGGAGGCGGACCCCAAACAUGCUAACGGAAAGAAGUUCUGUGACCAGAAACGGGUCAUGGACGAUCUUGGGGCCGGCGUCCUGAAGAACGCCUGGGAAGGAUACAACUCCACCUUAUUUGCAUACGGUCAGACAGGAUCUGGGAAGAGUUGGUCCAUGGUUGGCUAUGGGGUAAACAAGGGAAUCGUCCCCAUGUUUUGUGAGCAGAUUUUUGUCGGCAUCGAUGCGAAGAAGGCUGCAGGAGAAAAGAUAGAGUUUGAGGUGUCUUUUAGUAUGUUGGAGAUUUAUAAUGAGAAUGUGCGAGAUUUGCUGAACCCUGCCAAAAGUCGUGGCGGGUUAAGAGUCAGGCAGCAUCCCAAGAAAGGAUUUUAUGCUGAGGGAUUAAGAGUGGCCGCUGUCAGUAGUUACAAGGAAAUAGAGGCCAAGAUGGAAGAGGGAACCACUAACCGGACGGUGGCCUCGACGAACAUGAACGCCACGAGUAGCCGUGCUCACACAAUCGUCGGUAUCACGUUUGUGCAGAAGUUCAAGAACGCAGCUGGGGAGGAAACUGCUAAGACCGCUGUGGUCAACUUGGUGGAUUUGGCUGGAAGUGAGCGGGCAGAGAGCACAGGCGCCACUGGUGACCGUCUUAAAGAGGGCGCUGCUAUCAACCAGUCUCUGUCCACGCUGGGAAAUGUAAUAUCCGCUCUUGCAGAUCAGUCAUCUGGCAAAAAUGUCAAAGUGCCCUAUCGUGACUCCGUCCUGACAAAACUGCUGAAGAAUGCUUUGGGUGGAAACAGCAAGACAAUUAUGAUUGCAGCUGUGAGUCCUGCUGACAUCAACUACGAUGAAUCUCUGGGAACACUGCGAUACGCUGACAGAGCAAAACAAAUCAAGACGAAAGCCUCCGUCAAUGAAGAUCCGACAGAAAAGUUGAUCCGAGAGUUAAAGGAGGAGAACGAUGCACUGAAAGCGAUGCUGGAAGGCGGCGGUGCAAUGGUCAUGAUGAAGGGUGGAGAUGGAGAUGUUGAUGAUAUGACAGAUGCAGAGCGUGAGGCUUACAAGAAACAGAUGGAGGAGGAGUAUCAUGCCCUGGUCGAGGAGAAUCAGCGUGAGAUGGAGGAGAUGAAGAAAACAUUUGAAGAGAAGUUGGCAGCAAGUCAUUCAUCUGGACAGUCUGACUUGUUGGAAGAACAACUGAAAAAAAAGAAGACCGUACCGCAUAUCUCCAACUUGAACUUUGACCCCCAGUUGUCUGGCCAUAUCGUACACUUUGCUGAGGGGAGCAGGCGGAUCACAGGCAAGAGAAGUGAUGAUAGCAACGACAUUGUGUUGAUGGGACCAAGUAUGCAAGAAGACCAUGCUACUCUUGUGAAUGAGAAGGGUGUUCUGUUUGUAGAACCUUCAAGCUCCUCCGCCAAGGUGACACACAACGGUGUCCCGAUUACUGAGAAGACCACAUUAAAACACAACGAUCGCCUCGUCUUUGGCACAAGUCAAAUGUACGUCAUCAUCAAUCCAAAGGAGCGGGAUAGCUCAAAGAAGACGUAUCCGGACAUAACGUAUGAGAUGGCUUCAGAGGAGAUUGCAGCCAACUCUGGUUUUGAUAUGAAAACCGAGAAUAAAUCAAAGGAGGAAAUGUUACUACAAGAGGACUUGGUUGAAAUGCUGCCAGCAGUGGAGGAGGCAAAUGCAAUCAGUGUUGAGCUCGACAAACGCAAGAAGUUCGAAGUGAUGAUUGUCUCUCCUGAGGCACGGGGUGAUCUCAAGGGAAGGAGUGAGGUGUUCGUCAAGACGAUUGACAUCGACACCGGCCACGAGUGGUUGUGGCCACGACAUAAAUUCUUCAACCGGAAAUACGUGAUGCAGGAGAUGUACCAGAAUUAUACGGAGGGAGAGGAUUGGGAAUUGCCACCGGAAAAGGAUCCAUUCGGCGAGGACCCUGACGCCGAGGUCCAUAUCGGCAGUGUGAAGAUCUGGUUACAGCCACUGUCCUACAAGAUCGAGUUACGAGAACAACUAGAGAUAACAGACUUCAAGGCCAAUGAAGUGGGAUUACUGAAUGUCGAGGUCAUCCCAUGUGAUGCUAAAGGGAAGGAGUACACGGAGCAAGAUGAUGUUUUCCUUGAGGAUCCUCUUGAACUUAUUGGUACCGACUGUAACUUUGUUGUGAAAUUAAAUAGUGCCAGGGGCUUGCCUAAUAAAUACACUGCUGUUUAUGCCAAGUAUCUGUUCUACUUGGACGAUGAGUAUUCAACGACAGGAAAGAUUGACAACACAACCAAUCCAGACUGGAUCCAUAAAAAGGUCUUCAGCUAUAAUCCGGCUACACAUGAGCUAGUCAAAUACCUCUCCAACAGUGGCAUUAUGGUUCAAAUAUGGGGCCGCCACAAACCGCCGAAAGGUGCCAAGGCAAGUGGCAGUACCAAGCAGAUCCUUCAGUCACAAACCAGCAAGGGAACCAUUGCCACUACUGAGAAACAUGUUGAUGCGGAUAAGAUAAAACUGGCGAUGGAGGUCAAGAUGCUGCAGAAAAGGCAGGAGAAACUGGAACAGAAAUUGGCCUGGUUCAGAAAGAUGGUGGAGAUAUCGGACCAGUACAAAAAGAAACGCAUCUCCCUGUCCGUGAUCAAGGGCGUCCUGGAGGCCCACUCCCAGGAUCAGGCCGAGAAGUGUAUGGCACUCAUUCCCAAGGAAGCAGAUGAUGACGAUGACCAUGACAACAAAUCUCCAAAGAAAGCCUUGAAGUCUAGAAAGCACUCUUCCUCAUCCAGUAGUAGCUCGUCUAGUGAUAGCGAUUCCGAUUCUGAAAAAAAGAAAAAUAAACCGAAAAAGAGUAAAAAGCCCAAGACUGAAAGUCAGGACUCAAGUCCGAAAAAGCCUAAAAAAAUCAAGGUUAAGAGUGCAGAGUCGAGUCCAGAGAAGGAAAAUAAGAAAUCUUCUACUUGCAUGCUUUUGUAACAGAUUGGUGUCCAUGUCUGUUGAGGGUAGAGAUUUUUGUUGCAUGGCAAUGUGAUAAUUAUCCAUACGUUGUGUGACAAAUCAUCACUUGUCUGUGAGUAGAUUUGGUCAUUGCUGGGUUUGACAAGUAUUGCAGGUCACAGUAUGAGUGUGACUGUGGAGCCAGUGUGUUCGUUAUAACAAAUUGACAUUCUAUUGAAGUGCGUGUAAUUUUGUGUUAGAAUAUACAUGUAUGUGUUUUGGAACUGUCUUGUUACAUGGAAAUUGUUCACUUGUUCAGAUGUUUACCACAAUUUCAGGAGGCGAAAAAACUGCCUAUACGUAUAUUCAAGUCAAUCAAUAGAAUUUCAAAGAAUUGUACCUGUUGGUAAAUCUUUUUGUCAACGACCUAGUUGGUAAUGUUUUCACUAAGUUUCAUGCUUAUACAUUUACCUGUGUAUCUGAUGGACUUCUCUGGACUGGUUUUGAUGUAGGGCGCCGAUUGCAACAUUUGCCAUUCAAAGGCCUCCACUGAUAUCAACACCCUGCUUUAUUUGUUGUCCCGUCUUUAUUGAGAUCAUUCCAUUAUAGAAAGUAGCUCUGCUUUUGCUGCAAUUUACCAUAUCAUACAAUUCCCUACAACUUUAAUUGCAAUUUCUUCUUUAUACCAUCAAGUCUUUUUCUCAUUGUUUCCUUUAUACUUGAUUCUAUUCUAACAUCUUUAUUGAUUGAUGGAAUACGAUAUAUUUCUUGUUUGAUAUUUGGUUAAAGUUACUGCCGACUUUCAUUGAAUUGAUGAACUAGGUAUGACUGCAAUAUUUUGUUCUAAUUAUCCUCCUCUCUUAAUCUUUUUUUUACCAAUGCUGCAUCUUUGGUUGCUAUGGUAACUAAUCAGGUCAUAAAGAAGUAAAAAAAUGUGUUCUAAAAGACCCUCAAAAUCCUGGGAACACGGGAACCCCUGAAAGUAAUGUGACACCUUCAAAUCAUCAAUCUCUUGCAACGAAACGACGGGUGUCCUUUCAAGCAAGGGGCGAACUUCUAAAUUUGUCCUCCAUGGGCCCCCACCAAAGUGUAUCAAGUUUAAGUUCCGCAAGCAGGUCUUGCUCAACUUGUUCAUUAAGUUCACGGCAAUCAGAGUCCUCUGUCGUUCCCAAAUGUGACGCCACAGGUCAAGUCAAAGUUAUAACAAACGAAAUGUACAAUUAUCCCGAUUUAAUUGCCCAUUCGAGCCAUUCCGGUGAAGUCUGUCAGACACCAUCUGACACGUUACCUCGUCCAAGGCGCCGAUCUCGUGCUAAUUCUAUCUAUUCCUGGGUCCCAGGUGAGAAGGACCCAAGUUCUUUGCAGCGGCGGAAGUCCACGGGUACGAUUCAGACCAGCAGCAAGUCAGCCAGUUCUCGCACAUGUAUUUUGUUGUAGCCGAUCGGAACCAGUGGAUAUUGAAGGCACAUUUUGCCUCUUCAAAAGAAUCCUAAUCAAAAUGCUCAGGUUGUUGCAAAAUCAAUCAAUAAUCUUUUUAGAUUCAGGGGAAGGUGCAGUGAUGUUCAGAAGAAACCUUGUCUGGCUGGCACACUAUCCCAAUCGCAUCUCUAGGAGCACAUUUCUUUCUAAGGAGGGGUGUGUGAAUGCUGAUGAUGAUAUAUACACCUAUCGAACUGAAGAGUAUGAAAUGUGUUUCAGAAGCGUGUCUAUUGUUGUGUGACAAACAAACAAGGGUGCUUCUGGACAGAAUGGCACCAUUUGUAGGGAUUUUUAUUUGUUGAUAUACAAAUUACAAUGUAUUCUAGUCCAGGGACCGUAAGUUACAUUAAACGAAGAAAAUACAGUUUUUGAAGGUUGCUAAUUUAGAUCCGAGAUUACGUCCAAGGUUUAUGAGGAGAGCAUUUGAUUUUUUCUUAUAGCUUUCGCUUGAAAAGUAACAAUCAAAUUUUUAAACUAUUGCAUUUUUACUUUUGAUGUUCGGUCUACUUUUCAUCCAGCAGGGAGCCAUUGAUAAUCAACCAGUCACAGUCACAAAUUUAUUACAUCAUCCCCAUAGACCAUUGUUGGUCUCUUUGGUGUUAUGUUGUAUUCACUUGAAAAUUAUCAUCAAAUGUAUCAGAGUUUGUUGUAGAAAUGCGUGUUCCUUGGUCUUUGAAAGUUUUGUCUAGUGAUGUUAUGUUUUACAUACAAAUGAUACUUCAGUAAUUAAAAAGUGGGCCAUCUUUGUUCAUUUUUAUCCAAGUAAUUAUGCUAUGGAACUAUGUACUUGAAAUACUGUUGCAUUUUUGCACUUAAAAAGGCAUCCUAUAGUCUUUUUAGAAGUUAAUUCACCGUUUUAUGCAUCAUGUAUAGAUAGAUGUAUGUACUUAACAUGGUUCCAAAUAUAGUAUUACUUUUGUAGGCAGUUUUUGCUGACGUGACGAAAUGCAUAAAUUGAAAUUCCUUCUGGCUGUGUGUUGUGUGAAAUCUCCUUAUUCCGUCAGGUUCUCCUGAAGUGGGAAAUAGUAAGGCAAGUCGGGAAUCGGGAUAUGUGACUUUAUUAUGCACAAAACAUCUCGCCUGCAACUGACUGUCUUUCGCGCCAGGCUCUGAGAGAAUGUAUCACUCCGCGCUCCUCAUCACCCAGCCAGAAUCUUAUGUCGCUGUCCCAAUUGUUAUAUUUUAACUGUUACAAACCUCACUAUACUCUUUAAAAUGUAUUUCAUGCGCUCUGAUUGGCCAGAAAAAUGUUUUAUUACUUCUGAUUGGUCUACAUAAUUGUAAUACUCCUCUUAAUUGAUUGAUGUCCAGGUACACAAUUUCUUCUUCUACUAAAUGUAUAUAGUAUUACUAAAUCCGUCCAAUUUGUUGAGUAUGACUGUCAGAUGGCUUAACUCUUUCGUUUGUGUCAUCAUAAAAUUGUUGGUGUAUUUCUGUCCUAUUCAUACUUAAUUGGUAAAAAGUAAAAAGUGUGUCUUUAUAUACCUCCUCUUUUGUUAUCAUGCAAACUUCAACUUUAUAAAAAGUGAACACUUUUAACUUGCAUUUUGAUUUCAUUCCAAUUCUCCAAGAUAUUUUUUCUUCCAAUAAAGACUUAUAUAAUGCA
Messenger RNA from Lineus longissimus, 6146 nucleotides. Its product is annotated as kinesin-like protein KIF28. NCBI's taxonomy places the organism in Eukaryota, Metazoa, Nemertea, Pilidiophora, Heteronemertea, Lineidae. Gene Ontology annotation, biological process: microtubule-based movement. The transcript has 19 exons. Bases 32 to 3100 code for a protein of 1022 amino acids. The record is from RefSeq and is a predicted model, not a curated record. Gene Ontology annotation, molecular function: microtubule motor activity; ATP binding; microtubule binding.